Messenger RNA from Aaosphaeria arxii CBS 175.79, 1477 nucleotides. RefSeq lists its product as uncharacterized. Gene Ontology annotation, biological process: mRNA splicing, via spliceosome. The transcript has a single exon. The coding region runs from base 71 to 1309 and encodes 412 amino acids. The record is from RefSeq and is a predicted model, not a curated record. Gene Ontology annotation, molecular function: RNA binding. Gene Ontology annotation, cellular component: U2-type spliceosomal complex. NCBI's taxonomy places the organism in Eukaryota, Fungi, Ascomycota, Dothideomycetes, Pleosporales.
AUACAAUCUUCCACUCACCCCAUCUCUACGAACCACACCACUCCGAUCGAAUCACCCUCCCCACGCGACCAUGCCUCCGCCGCGACCCAAGAAGAUGACCGCGCAGCCGGUGCGCACGCGCCACUUCGCAGGCAAGCCCGGCGCCGCCGAAGUCGAGGAGCCGUCCAGCGCAGAGGAUUCCGAGUCGGAGGAGGAGCAGCAGCAACAGAAGCCGUUGCCAUUUGUCAAGCCGAAGCCUAAACCAUUGGCUUCUUCGUUUCCUAAGGGCGCGCUCAAAUCGAGUCUGGCGUCGCGACAACGAUCGGAGGAGGAGAGGAAACGGUUGGAAGAGGAGUUCGAGACGGAGAGUGAGGAGGAAUCGGGGGAAUCGGGUAGUGAGAGCGAGAGUGGGAGCGGGAGUGACGAGGAGGAGGAUUCGGAGGAGGAGUCGAGUAGUGAGGAAGAGUCACGGCCGAAACUUAUACGCCCAGUCUUCAUAAAAAAGAGUGAUCGGGGGAAGGCUGCUGCGCCUGCAAAGACGGCGGACCAGCUGGCGGAAGCGGAGGAGCAGCGCAAGCAAGAGCAGACAAGAGCUCUCGUGCAGGAACAGAUCGAUCAGCGCGCAGCUGAGAAAGCAAAGGGCAAGAAAGAUUGGGAUGAUGAUAUAGAGGAGGAUGACAUCAACGGCGUUGACGAUACGGAUGGUGUCGAUCCCGAAGCCGAAUACGCCGCCUGGAAACUGCGAGAGCUGAUGCGAAUCAAGCGAGAACGCGCUGCUAUAGAAGAGGCAGAAGCUGAACGUGCCGAGAUCGAACGCCGACGAAACCUCACGGAGGCCGAGAGGGAAGCAGAGGAUCGCGAGUUCAUUGAAAAGCAAAAGGACGAGCGUGGAGAUCGAGGUCAGAUGCAGUACAUGCAAAAGUACUUCCACAAGGGCGCUUUCUUCUCCGAGGAGCUGAAAGACAUGGGCAUCGACAAGCGGAACGUCAUGGGAGCUACAUUCGAAGACAGCACGAACAGAGAAGUUCUGCCAGAGUACAUGCAGAUUCGAGACAUGACGAAGCUCGGAAAGAAGGGCAGGACGCGGUACAGAGACAUGAAGAGCGAGGACACGGGACGAUGGGGCGAUUUUGGGGAUGACAGGCGGCCACGCGAUAAGAGUGAGUUCGGACUAGACGAAAGGUUUCGUUCGGACUCAUAUCGCAACGGUGGACGAGAUGGACAAGAUAGAGGCGCAACCGGUGCGAAUGCGAAGCCGCUGGGCGACCGUAAGAGAUUUGGCGAUGAUAAUGGGAGAGAUAGUAAGCGGCCACGAGUGGACGACCGCUGAACUGGCAUUUUUGAUGCAUCUAUGGAUGCCAUGGAGUUUUCGAGCAUUUCCUGGAGUCAUUGGGCUAUACUAAGCCAGCAUUUUCCUGCACCAGCCAACGUCGUUGCUGAGAUUGAUACCAAAAAACUGUAAUCAUCUUCCUUACUUUGCUCGCAACCUCAAUCUACC